AUGGCAAAGCGACGCAAGUUGGGCACCCAACUACAGAAUGCCAAGUCCAAGCCUCUACUAGAAAUUCAUUCACGGAACAAGUCCAAACCAAAGACGAAGCAGAACCAGCCGAGGAAACAGCAUAAUAACCAUCACCAACAACACCAGCAGAACGAGCAACCUAUAAUACCCUUCCAAUCGGCAGACAGGAUAUUGCUCAUUGGAGAAGGGGACCUGAGCUUUGCCGCUAGCAUCGUCAAACAUCAUGGAUGUGUAAAUAUCACGGCAACUGUGUUGGAGAAGGACCAUGCCGAGUUGGUCGAAAAAUACGCCGCUGCCGAGGCGAACAUUGCGGCAGUCUUGAACGCCGAGACCGCCGAGACAGAAAAUGGCGGCGACGGCAAAGACCCAGCAUCCAUCGGCGAGGAGGCAGACGACAGCGACAGCUCAGAAACAGGGCCCUCCCAGUCAAGGCCAACCCUCCGCCGAAGCAACAAAGUGCUCUACAACAUCGACGCAACCAAGCUACCCCCAUCCCUACUGCGACCGCCACACUUUGAUCACAUCCUGUUCAACUUUCCGCACGUCGGCGGCAAGUCCACCGACGUCAACCGCCAGGUUCGCUACAACCAGUCCCUCCUCGUCUCCUUCUUCGAGCGAGCCAUUGCCGCUCUUUCUCCCCGCGGCUCCAUCGUCGUCACUCUCUUCGAGGGCGAGCCUUAUACCCUCUGGAAUGUACGCGACCUCGCCCGUCACGCUGGCCUCGCCGUCGAGCGCAGCUUCCAGUUCCGGCCAGCCGCAUACCCAGGAUACCAUCACGCUCGCACCUGCGGCAUCGUUCGCAAUCGAAAGGGCGACGUUGGCGGCGGCUGGAAGGGCGAGGAAAGACCCGCCAGAAGCUACGUCUUUCGGAGAAAAGACGAGGUGCAGCAGGCGCAGUCGGUGGGGAAGAAGAAACGGAAGAAGGGCAACGAUGAUUCUUCAAGCGACGAGGACUGA
Drechmeria coniospora is the source of this 978-nucleotide messenger RNA. RefSeq lists its product as uncharacterized. NCBI's taxonomy places the organism in Eukaryota, Fungi, Ascomycota, Sordariomycetes, Hypocreales, Ophiocordycipitaceae. Gene Ontology annotation, cellular component: cytoplasm. Gene Ontology annotation, biological process: rRNA base methylation. The transcript has a single exon. Gene Ontology annotation, molecular function: rRNA (uridine-N3-)-methyltransferase activity. Bases 1 to 978 code for a protein of 325 amino acids. The record is from RefSeq and is a predicted model, not a curated record.